Molecule: messenger RNA, 1575 nt
Organism: Salpingoeca rosetta
Lineage: Eukaryota; Choanoflagellata; Craspedida; Salpingoecidae
Product: inosine monophosphate dehydrogenase 1 isoform g
Exons: 13
Coding region: 1-1575 (524 amino acids)
Biological process (GO): GTP biosynthetic process
Cellular component (GO): cytoplasm
Molecular function (GO): IMP dehydrogenase activity
Source: RefSeq, a predicted model, not a curated record
AUGUCUGACGCAAAGAACGGCAACCGCGAACGCCUGAGCAGCCGCAACGCUGGCAGUGAGCUCAUCACGGGCGCCCAUGGCUACGUGCCUGAGGACGGCCUGACCGCCCAGCAGCUGAUCAACAACCCCUACACCCUCGGUGGUCUCACCUACAAUGACUUCCUUAUCCUGCCUGGCUUCAUUGACUUUGUGCCCGAGGAGGUGGAGUGCAAGUCGCCCCUCACCAAGAAGAUCUCCCUCAACGCGCCUCUUGUGUCUUCCCCGAUGGACACCGUCACAGAGGCCCGCAUGGCCAUCACCAUGGCGCUGAUGGGCGGCAUUGGCAUUGUGCACCACAACUGCACGCCAGAGUACCAGGCUAACGAGGUGCGCACGGUGAAGAAGUACAAGCAGGGGUUCAUCAUGGACCCUGUUGUGUGCACCCCAAAGGCCACCGUGCAGGAUCUUCGCGCCAUCAAGGAGGAGCGCGGCUUUGGUGGCGUCCCCGUCACAGACACGGGCCGGAUUGGCGGGAAGCUGCUCGGCAUUGUCACCUCCCGCGAUAUCGACUACCUCGACGAGGGCGCAGCCAACCCCGUCACAGAGGUGAUGACGCCAGCGGACAAGCUGAUCACGGGCACGCAGGACAUGUCGCUGGACGACUGCAAUCAGCUGAUGCAGGACGAGCGCAAGGGGAAGCUGCCGAUUGUGAACGACGCGUUUGAGCUUGUUGCGCUCAUUUCCCGCUCGGACGUGAAGAAGAGCCGCGACUUUCCGCUCGCAUCCAAGGACGCCCUCGGCCAGCUCCUCGUCGGUGCUGCCAUUGGCACGCGUCCCGACGACCGCGAUCGUGUGCGCACGCUGGCGGAGGCCGGUGUGGACGUGAUUGUGAUUGACUCGUCGCAGGGCAACAGCGUGUUCCAGAUUGACAUGAUCAAGUUCAUCAAAUCGACCUUCCCCGAUGUCCAGGUCAUCGCCGGCAACGUCGUCACAGCUGCGCAGGCGAAGAACCUCAUUGACGCCGGUGCGGACGGGCUGCGCAUCGGCAUGGGCUCGGGCUCCAUCUGCAUCACCCAGGAGGUUAUGGCCGUUGGCCGCGCGCAGGCAACCGCCGUCUACAAGGUGUGCGAGUAUGCGCGGCGGUUUGGGGUGCCGUGCAUCGCUGACGGCGGCAUCCAGAAUGUCGGACACAUCAUCAAGGCGCUCGCCCUCGGCGCAUCUGCCGUCAUGAUGGGUUCUCUCCUCGCAGGCACAUCCGAGGCCCCGGGCGAGUAUUUCUUCCAAGAUGGCGUCCGCCUGAAGAAGUACCGCGGCAUGGGCAGCCUCAGCCGCUCCCGCUACUUCAGCGGCAAGAAGUCUGUCCGCGUCGCCCAGGGCGUCACCGGCACCGUUGUCGACAAGGGUUCCGUCCUCAAGUUCAUCCCAUACCUGACGACGGGCAUCAAGCACGGCUGCCAGGACAUUGGCGUCCGCUCACUCGUCGACCUCAGGGCUGCGAUGUAUGCCGGUGACAUCCGGUUUGAGGGCCGCACGGCGUCUGCCCAGAUGGAGGGCGGCGUCCACGGCCUCCACUCCUUUGAGAAGCGCCUCUUCUAA